Messenger RNA from Seriola aureovittata, 1604 nucleotides. It is a transcript of the gene tmem144b, whose product is annotated as transmembrane protein 144b. Gene Ontology annotation, molecular function: carbohydrate transmembrane transporter activity. The coding region runs from base 1 to 1134 and encodes 377 amino acids. The transcript has 12 exons. Gene Ontology annotation, cellular component: membrane. Gene Ontology annotation, biological process: carbohydrate transmembrane transport. NCBI's taxonomy places the organism in Eukaryota, Metazoa, Chordata, Actinopteri, Carangiformes, Carangidae. The record is from RefSeq and is a predicted model, not a curated record.
AUGGUGAGCUGUCACAGCACUGAACAGGGUACCAGAGGUGGAGAAAAUGCUGCAAUUGGAAAACUGGAAGCAUUUGAUUUCACCUUUAACUCAACUAAUAUGACUCAUUUUGCCUAUGGAAUUGCUGCAAAUGUAGUUGCUGUGUUGUUGUAUGGCAGCAAUUUUGUUCCUGUCAAGAGGAUAGAAACAGGAGACGGGAUGUUUUUUCAGUGGGUAAACUGUGCAUCCAUAUGGGUCGUAUCUAUGGUUGGAGACUUGUUGCUGCAGUCGCCCAAAUUCCACCCGAUUGCGAUGCUUGGUGGUGUGAUCUGGGCAACAGGAAAUUUAACAGUUGUUCCAGUUAUCAAAGCGAUUGGCCUCGGCCUUGGGAUUUUAAUUUGGGGAUCCUCUAGCUUGUUGAUGGGCUGGGCCACUUCAAGAUUCGGCUGGUUUGGGAUUGCUGCUCAGGAUGUUUCCAGGCCAAUAUUAAAUUACUGUGGAGCUGGGUUAUGUCUGUUGAGCGGGCUGAUCUUUUUCUUUGUGAAAACGGACGUGGAGCUGCAUCCAAAUUCAGAAUCCAUUCCAUUACUUAUUGACAGGAGAACAAAUUCAGGGAGUUAUGGACCAAGUUCUUCUGAGUUCUGGAUAGACGUCAUCGGACCAAAGACCAGGCGGUUCAUAGGCUGCCUGCUUGCUGUCAUGUCGGGCCUGCUGUACGGUUCCUCCUUUGCACCCAUCCUCUACAUUAAGAGCCAUUCAUCAUGUCGUGACAGCAUAUUCCAUGGAGCCAGUGUCUAUGACCUGGACUAUGUUUAUGCGCAGUGCUCUGGCAUUUUUGUUGCGAGCACCGUGUAUUUUGCCAUCUACUGUGCUGCUAUGAAUAACAGGCCCAGGGUUUACUCCAGAGCCAUCCUACCAGGUCUUUUGUCUGGACUAAUGUGGGCAUUAGCUACAUACUGCUGGUUCCUGGCUAACAACUACCUGAGUGCAGUCAUUACCUAUCCUAUUGUCACCGCAGGAUACGGUCUGGUUGCAGCACUGUGGGGAUCCUUGGUGUUUAGAGAGAUUAAAGGGUUAACCAACUGCUUUAUCUUCUUCUUGGCCUCCUGUGUCGUCCUGACUGGCUCCUUGCUGACUGCCAUCUCAAAGCUCUAAUAAUGUACAAGUCUGUUGACUGAAAAUAUCUAUUGAUUGUCGUUUUCCUCCAGCUCUCCAAAUGACUUAAAAUAAUGUCCUCGGUUUUAUAAAACUCUUUGAUGCCAUGAGAUUAAAUCCAAAUACAUGACAGAUGAGCUCAGUGUAAGUCUUUCUUAGAGCUCCAAAAUGUCGUUUUGAGCCAACAGGGUUUAUUAUACUCUGAGCUAACAUUGGGUGGCAGUGUCUCACAGGAACCCCUCACCGUGCUGUCUGGUUGGUUGUUGUACUAGUUAUUGAAAACAUGCUUUGUCACCUGUGCUUUGUUCAGGUUUUAGCACCAAAAUGCCCAUACAACAUGUUUAAAUGUCUUACUGAGAUACCGAACAUUUCUAUUUAUACUGUACAGAUGUGGUGAUUGUGUGUCAACACUUAACAUUUAUUUGUAUUUUUGCAAGAUUAAGCGAAUAAAAAUAUUUGAUAAUAUUGUC